Messenger RNA from Cantharellus anzutake, 636 nucleotides. RefSeq lists its product as uncharacterized. The record is from RefSeq and is a predicted model, not a curated record. Bases 1 to 507 code for a protein of 168 amino acids. NCBI's taxonomy places the organism in Eukaryota, Fungi, Basidiomycota, Agaricomycetes, Cantharellales, Hydnaceae. The transcript has 4 exons.
AUGCUUUGCAAAAUCCGCACGUUCCCGAUAGUCCAAGCCCUUUCCGGCUCUCAUGCCCCUUUUCUCAGCUUCCGCGACAGUUAUUUUGUUGUCUCUCCCAAGAGAUGGCGUCGGGCUAGCACACUAUUGGAAGGAUCCCCCCUCCGCAAUACUCGUGAACAUGAGUGCUACCCUGAGACGAAUCUGGCUAAGUGCCUUCUGUUCCGCUCCCUUGUCAGGUGGGCUCAGUCGGUGGGCCAGGUCAUCUCAUCGCAGAUCAGGGUCAAUUACGAGAUGACAGGAGGAUGCGAUGAACCAGUGUUCGCAAACGCGAAGAACCAGCGAAUGGGAAUCUCGCCUCAACCGAAAUUGUUCCAUGGCCGUGGAAUUUACACACACGGAGAGCUCGUCAAGCUGGGCCCAAGGCAAUACCGCAGGGUUCAGGAAAACGUGCGGCGAGCUGUCAUGGAUGGUACAAAACAGGGAGAAGCUCAACCCUCUUUAUCGGUGAAGGUGGAGCGCCAUUGAUAGCAGCUGAAUGGCAUGCGGCGUUCUCUGCUUUAGCUGCGUGCCUGUUGAUACUAUGACUUGUACCACUUCGGCUAAAGGCAAGGUGAAUCAGGCACCGCAUCUGCGCACAUGUCCACACAGUUGGCA